Messenger RNA from Etheostoma cragini (Arkansas darter), 2477 nucleotides. Its product is annotated as cilia- and flagella-associated protein 157-like. Gene Ontology annotation, cellular component: ciliary basal body; cilium. Gene Ontology annotation, biological process: sperm axoneme assembly. Lineage: Eukaryota; Metazoa; Chordata; Actinopteri; Perciformes; Percidae. The transcript is spliced from 10 exons. Bases 91 to 1617 code for a protein of 508 amino acids. Gene Ontology annotation, molecular function: microtubule binding. The record is from RefSeq and is a predicted model, not a curated record.
AGGAGUCCCUGAAGGCAGCAUUGCCUAGCAACAGCGUAGUUUAGUUGCUUGACAUGAGUAGCUCGGCUUUAGCCAACUUUCUCUGACACAAUGCCCAAAAAGAAGGAUAAGAAAAGCGGCGACAAACAAGAUGAAGCCAAGAAAACAUCGAAAAAGGAAAGUUCUGCAGCCUCCGCAGAUAAAACCGGGUCUGACGACAAAGAGAGGAAUUUAUAUCUGACUCAAAUAAGAUAUCUGAACGAGCAGUUGGAGAGAUAUCAGCCGAAAUGUGAUCAACUAGAGAGGCAGAAGAAUGACUUAAACGUUCAGUACACUGCACUGGAGAAGGAGAAAAAGGACAUUGUUGAGUAUCUGAAACGCUCCCUGAUAGAAAAGGAGGACGAGGUGGAUGAGCUGACAGAGCUUCUGGAGAGUCAGCGGCAGGCUGCCGAUAAUGACAGAGACUGUCUGCAGUUGCAGCACAGUCUGCUGAGGCAAGAGCUUCAAGACCGGAUUGAAGAACUCAACGUAGAAAACACCACACUCGUGAUGAGGUUGGCUAAUCUGGAGGAGUUCCAGAAGCAAAAGGAGCAGCUGACGUCCAACAUGGAGUCUCUGGCGAAGCAGCUGGCCAAUCAGAACGAGGAACACAAAGCUGCUAUCCACAGCCUGGAGAUGAAUGCACUGCUGGAAAAGACAAGGUUAGAGAAGGAGAUGGAGAAACAUGUGGCGGCCAUGGCGGCAGAGUUACAGCACCUGGUGGACCAGAAGCUCCCAGAGACAACCAGGUUGGCCCUUCAGGAGAACUCGGAGGUCAAGGCUCAGAUCAGCCAGCUGUCAGAGCAGACACAUGUCCUGAUGGAGGAGAACUCUGCCCUGCGGGACCGUAAGAGUCGGCUCAGUGUGGAUGUGGAUAUCCUGGAGCAAAUGCUCAGCGAGAUGUCCCGCAAGAGCUGUAUCCGCAAGAAGGUGGUGGAGCAGCUUACAGAAAAGUGUCAGCAGCUGCAGGCGGAGUUGAAAGACUGUAAGCGAGAACUCGAGCAGCUUCAGACCAAACACACAGGAGUCCUGGCUGAGAUGGAGGCACUCAGACAGGACCGGACCUCGCUGUCCGAGCAGUGCAGUAAAAACAGAGCCAAGGUGAGCGGGCAGGAGGCAGAGCUACAGCAGGAGAGGAAGAGGAGGAGCAGGAUGAAGAGCAUCAUGCAGGAGGCAGCCAUUACUCUCAGACAAGCCCUGAUGGACGCUCCCACACACCACGUCUCGGAGGGGGACUCUGUUGUCCAGUGGAAGCAGCUGAUGGAGAAGCUGCUGGUGGUCUUGGACCGGCCCACACCCACCAACACCACCGCUGAGAAACAACAACUGGAUGAGGAGCAGACUUCUGACCCUGCAGCACCCAGAGAUGUGACCCCGAAUCCAGCAUUGAGUUUUCAGUUCGAGCUGGCCCGCUACAGGCCGGGUGACCUAGGUCUCGUACCCCGUCCAGCACUCAAACACAACUUCUCCAGGAUGGGAGCAGCUGUGUCCAGCACCACCCACGUACCUCUGCACAGGAAGCCCUCCAGUCAGAAAACAGCCAGUUCCAACAACCACAAUCAUUCAGCUGUCGGAAACUUACUCUCUAAACCCAAAUAACAAAACUAGACUCCUAUUCUUGUGGGAGAAAACCCUUCAUUUCACCUAAAUACAGAGGAGCCAGUCUGCUAGUUCUACCUUUCCUUCGCAAAUUACUCAAUUUCAUAUAUACUUUUUCUUAUAAAUGUGUUUUGUGUUGACUGUAAAUUGACCGUCUGGUCAUACCAGAAAAAAUAAGGAUGUAGCAGUAAAACACCUGAGUAUUUUUAAUGUAACAACCAAGGGUUGGUUUAAGUCCUAUUCAUUCAGAAUUGAUCAAAGAAUAAAUGACCAUUCCUUUAGCGAUGGCUUUCCAAAUCCUCAAUGUCUCACUACAAAAUGAUAGUUUAGGUUGAGCGAACAUGAUUUUCUUGACAAAACAGUUAUGGCGUAACUAUAGCGUAAGUACUCAUUACCCAGAAUGGCCCAUUUCAGAAUCAUUUACAUUAUGUUAUUGGAUAAUUAUUGAUGCAUUAAUGUGUUCAUCACGAAUGUUACAACUGGUAAAGGUGGUAGUAAUAUAAAUUACUUUAUAUACUGGUGGGUAGCUUUCCCAUCCGGGGAUUAUCUUAAUCUGUGUUUUAUUCAUCUGAAUCCGUGAAGUAACUAAUAACUAAUGUUGUGCCAAAAAGGAGGUCAUUACCAUAUUAUUCUCAUCAUUUGAAUUAACAAAAGGGGAAGAUAUUGAUUAUGUUAAUUCUGCUUUGAUUUAUGUCUUGAGUCCGUGUUUGUCUUCUUCUGCUUCCCAUUUGUACUUUAGGCAUUUUAUUUACACAUGAUGGGUUUAUGCAUGUUGAUGAAAUGUUGCGUUUUGUAUUUCAUUGUUUCUGAUCAUCACUCAAGAUUAAGUGGGCAUGUCAUAUAUUACUCUGUGUGUUCAU